Molecule: messenger RNA, 635 nt
Organism: Pan troglodytes (chimpanzee)
Lineage: Eukaryota; Metazoa; Chordata; Mammalia; Primates; Hominidae
Gene: NEDD8
Product: NEDD8 ubiquitin like modifier
Exons: 4
Coding region: 122-367 (81 amino acids)
Molecular function (GO): protein binding
Source: RefSeq, a predicted model, not a curated record
GCCAGACAGUGACCCGGAAGUAGAAGUGGCCCUUGCAGGCAAGAGUGCUGGAGAGCGGCAGCGGCGACCGGAGCGGUAGGAGCAGCAAUUUAUCCGUGUGCAGCCCCAAACUGGAAAGAAGAUGCUAAUUAAAGUGAAGACGCUGACCGGAAAGGAGAUUGAGAUUGACAUUGAACCUACAGACAAGGUGGAGCGAAUCAAGGAGCGUGUGGAGGAGAAAGAGGGAAUCCCCCCACAACAGCAGAGGCUCAUCUACAGUGGCAAACAGAUGAAUGAUGAGAAGACAGCAGCUGAUUACAAGAUUUUAGGUGGUUCAGUCCUUCACCUGGUGUUGGCUCUGAGAGGAGGAGGUGGUCUUAGGCAGUGAUGGACCCUCCAUUUUACCUCUUUACCCUGUCGCUCAUAAUGAGGCAUCAUAUAUCCUCUCACUCUCUGGGACACCAUAGCCACUGCCCCCUCCUGGAUGCCCAGUAAUGUAUGUCUACUGGUGGGAGACUGUGAGGAUCCCAGGAUUCAGUAUUCCUGGCCCAGAGGGCCCUUGCUGGCUACUGGGUGUUAGUUUGCAGUCCUGUGUGCUUCCCUCUCUUAUGACUGUGUCCCUGGUUGUCAAUAAAAUAUUUCCUGGCCUCCUGGAA